CCUGGUCCAGUUCUGGUCCAGUUCUGGUCCAUGUUGUUUCUGGACCAGGUAGUCUGCAGCCGCCUGCUUCUGAUGAUCCGGACUGAACUGGAUCAGAGGCCCGGUUUAGGACCAGGUCCACACCUGUUCUGGUUCAGACUGUCUCUGCAGGUCAAAGGUCAUGGCUCUCAUCUCUCUGGAAGACCUCGAUGGACUGGACGAUGACAUCACUGAUGACAUCACGGAAAAUCCUGAGCCAAUAGGAGAGGAGGACAGUGACCACCUGUUGGCUCAUUGGCAAGCGGUGGCCAGCACACACCAGGUGUCUGUCCCUCCAGAGAUGACCGGACCAAUACAUGAAAUGACACACAACAGACAACAGAGGGAGCCCCUCCCCCACACACCUAUAUCGCGACAUGAGAAGAUGGGGGAGGAGCUUUUUGAGGAGCGGGUAUAUGCAGCGGGUCACUGGGCGUGUGUCACUAGGGGGGAGGAGCUUUAUGAACAGAGCAUCUCCAUUGGCUUCAUGAAACUGAUGCGUUUCAUCUGUAAAGAGAACUCCACAGGUCAAUAUCUGGGGAUGACGGUGCCUGUGCUCAGUACAGUCCCCCUGAUGGACAACGGCGUUACGUUUGACAAAAACAUCCAGACAUCGUUUUUCCUGCCCACUGAGUUUCAGACCAACGUGCCCCGCCCCUCCGACCCUGACAUCGCCAUCGUUUACAGAGAGCCAAUCAGAGUGGUCUCCAGGACGUUCCUGGGGACGACUACAGAGGAGACGGUGACGCAUCAGAUUCGUCAGCUGUGGGAAAUCCUGGGCGCCCGCGAUGACCUUCACACAGAUCACUACAUGCUGGCGGUGUACGAGAAUCCCGGUGUGCCGCACCGCAGGAACGAGAUCUGGUUCAUUGGACGCCAGCUGUAAAUGCCAUCCCAUCAUCCUCUGCUCCCUCUUCUCUCAUUGACUGGUUGUUUGCGAUCUCACUUCCUGUAGCUGAGUCAGAUUUCUUUUAUUUAUUUUUGUCUGAGGGACCAAUCACAGCGAGGGUUAGGGUUCACUUUUCUGCUCUCAAACACGAAGUAAGCAACGUUUUAGCAUCAAUGUAACGGAAGUGUCAUCACUUUCAUCUUUAUCUCACUCCGUCUGUCAUGGUUAAAUCAAAUUAUAGUUGUUGUAGUGCCUCCAUGAGUGACAGAAA
Solea senegalensis (Senegalese sole) is the source of this 1178-nucleotide messenger RNA. It is a transcript of the gene soul4, whose product is annotated as heme-binding protein soul4. The transcript is spliced from 6 exons. Bases 161 to 904 code for a protein of 247 amino acids. NCBI's taxonomy places the organism in Eukaryota, Metazoa, Chordata, Actinopteri, Pleuronectiformes, Soleidae. The record is from RefSeq and is a predicted model, not a curated record.